GCCACUUGAUUGCGUAGUCAUGCUCACCGCUGCUGCAGAGGUGCUGGCUGCUGCCGACAGCUCCGAGUCUGCAGAGUCCGCGUGGGCCUGGAGAGACGCCCCGAUCGCUACUCUGGUACAGAGGGUCCAGCAGCUGCAGAACGAACGCGCACAGGCCUUCCGCCGUCUGGACCAAGCUCACCGUCAGUACCUGCUCAGUGAUCUGCACCAUGACUUCCCGAGUUACCGGAGUGUCGUGCACGAGGUGACGCAGGCUUUCGCCGCUGCCUCGCGGGAGGUACUGGCAGUGGAAGCAGAGUUGGCGGGGCCUCGAGCGCAACCGGUGCUCGCCCGCCACGUGCGCAGCCUGCAGGAGCUAGAACAGACGCGCCUGGCCACGGUGGCGCUGCUGCAGGUGAUGGGGACACCAGGAGUGUCAGAACAGGACCCUGAAAAGUUGCACCAGCUGAAAAUAAAAUGCAUGCUUCCCAGAAUGUGCAUGGGUAUCAUGUCGCCUACAGUUUCCAGUGCUUUCAGGAGUCUGACCAUGCCCACAGCCACGCUUGCUCCCGUGUGAACCCCUGCAGUUCUCUUGCAGGGUAAUUAAAACCAUGGAGGCGGUCAGCGAGGUUCUGCAGGAACUCAGGUUUGAUGCCGAAUCUGUAGAGUGAGGGCGGCUCCCCAGGGACCAGAGGAAGACGGGAAAAGAGGCCCAUGGCGUCCAGCCCAGCCCUGACCGCCAGCUGGCUGAGGUCGUGCCCUGCUGGGCUGCCCUCCAAUGCGCCGCACGCAAUAAAGAAUUCUCCCUCUGCAACUUUC
Messenger RNA from Grammomys surdaster, 798 nucleotides. RefSeq names its product required for excision 1-B domain containing (gene Rex1bd). The record is from RefSeq and is a predicted model, not a curated record. Bases 20 to 556 code for a protein of 178 amino acids. The transcript has 6 exons. Lineage: Eukaryota; Metazoa; Chordata; Mammalia; Rodentia; Muridae.